AUGAAACCAUUUGAGGUCUUCGACCCUUCCCUCCCGCCUCUGCGUGAUUCCGCUUCUCCCUUUAUUGCCCCGGCGUGGAAAUCCCUCCUUGAACGCUAUCCUGGCAACCUAGGGACUAUUUGCAGCGGCAUCCUCAUAUUCGGCUGCUGCCUCGGUUGUACGACCCAGCCGACAGACCGUCGAACUCCUAAUCACCGUAUCGACGACCCCUCUCUAAUCACCCAGAAGCUCUCUGCUAAUCUAUUAUGUCCUUGGGUGCAACUAUCCACUGGCCCCGUUGUGGUUUCUCCACUAGGGCUCGUGCCUAAACACGACGGGGGAUGGCGCCGUAUCCAUGAUCUUUCCUACCCGCCGGGUCGCAGUGUCAACGAGUCUAUCCCCGACGCUGCUUCUACUAUACAAUACAUCUCUAUGGAUAACAUCUUCGAUCUCAUACGCACGUCUGGACGAGGAUGCUAUAUUAUCAAACGCGACAUCAAGGAUGCUUUCCGCAACAUUCCCGUCGCCCCCGCUGACUGGCCCCUCCUAGCCUUCUCGUGGGAUAGCAAGACAUACAUGGAGUGCUGCCACCCAUUCGGCCUUACAACUGCACCCUUUAUCUUUAACCUUUUUGCUGAGGGCCUUAACUGGCUCCUAACCGCUUAUUUGCCUGUGGCCUCUAUCGCUUAUUACCUUGACAAUUUCAUCGCUAUUUUCCCUUCCUCCGUAGGAGGUCUCUCUAAAGCCCUUACCGCUUUCAAUACCGUAUAUAUACCUCUCACGGAUGCGUUAGGCAUCCCACGGAAUGACUCGAAAGACGCCGCGGGUACCGUGGUCAGUGUCCUUGGAGUCGAAAUCGACACGACACUUCUGCAGGCCCGCAUGCCUCGCGAUAAGCUAGCACGCGCUUCUUCCGAAGCCGCGUCGCUACUACAGCUAGAUCGUGUCUCGCAUAAAGCUUUGCAACGUGUAAUCGGUUUCCUCCAACACUGCUCAAUGGUUAUCCGUCUCGGCAGAGCCCGCCUUCAGUCGCUCUACAGCGACCUCGCAUCCUUCCCGCCUCACCAGCGCUCCGUUCGCCGCCUAUCCCAUGAUAGCCGCGGGGAUCUUGCGUGGUGGAGGGAUACUCUCCCGUUAUUUAACGGCAUCCAUUUCUUCGAGAAGAGCCGCCCCCUAGUUGCCCUCUACACAGACGCGUGCGACUCAGGUCUGGGCCACUUCUUCUUCUAUACGCCCUCAUGGGACUCCGCCAGGGACUGGAUGUCUGCAGCGCCUCACCUGCCUUCCACCCAUGCGGCUAUUGUGGACGCCUCCUCCGCCUGCGGCGACGUGGCCCACAUUAACAUCAAGGAGGUCUCCGCAAUCCUGCAGGCCUUCCUCAUCCACAGCCCCCAUUGGGCUCAUCAUCUUGUCCUCGCUUUCACGGACAGCGCCGUCGCAUUUCAUGGCCUGUCUAAGCAGGCACUCCGUGGGCCGGUACUGUGUAGGAAGUAA
Molecule: messenger RNA, 1473 nt
Organism: Penicillium subrubescens
Lineage: Eukaryota; Fungi; Ascomycota; Eurotiomycetes; Eurotiales; Aspergillaceae
Exons: 3
Coding region: 1-1473 (490 amino acids)
Source: RefSeq, a predicted model, not a curated record